This is a messenger RNA of Anopheles stephensi (Asian malaria mosquito), 4238 nucleotides long. RefSeq names its product tumor protein D52-like. Gene Ontology annotation, cellular component: cytoplasm. NCBI's taxonomy places the organism in Eukaryota, Metazoa, Arthropoda, Insecta, Diptera, Culicidae. Bases 1592 to 2941 code for a protein of 449 amino acids. The record is from RefSeq and is a predicted model, not a curated record. The transcript is spliced from 7 exons.
ACGACCGCGCUUUGAAGCUGGCGGACGCCAUCAUCACCAGCUUCUUCAUCAACCGAUUCCCGGCGGAGUGCUUGUUACCGGAAAGCUUCGUUCGCGUAGCGGUGGCUAAACCAAACCGAACGGGAACUGGUUUCUUUCUCUGUCGGCUCCUGCUUUUUUGUUUGUGCGUGAAGAAACGGUCGUUUUACCGGUUGAUGGAAAGGAACGAAACAGUGUGCCAAAUUGGCGUUCGAAGAUGAAAAUUUCGGUAGCAAUGUUUGCAGUAAAUGGCGCAAUACCACCGCAAACGGGUGCUUUAAGCUUUUCCGUUUGGGGGGUUCCCUCAGUUUGGUCAAUAUAAAAGGCCCCGUAACCGAGCCGGCCAUGUAACGGGGAGCAUACUUGAGCGGUGCAAAACUUCCCCCGUGAUUGAGGAAAAUAGAUCGGCAUAAAUACACCUUACCGACCUUACGACGUAGCGACUUGGGAGUAGGGCAUGCGGCUCGUUCAAUUUUCCAUAAUUAUGAAUGUUACGUUUGAUGAGCGUUUUCGUUAGGGCUUACGUGUGACGCAAGGAUACGGAGUGCGUGAACCAAUCGUGGAAGUGAUUUUAUUUUUAUAACGGCGCUCCCCCUUCAACCGAGGUCAGCAGAGCAUAAAUCGAACGUUCGUGAUGAAUAAAACACCAGGCGGAAGAAAAAAUCAGUCCAGAGUGUUGUUGAAAAAAAACGAGUGUCCAUUUCAGAGUCAGCAAAAUGACACUUUCGAAUGGCCACAGAGUCAGCGCUGAGAAACAGAGCUGUUGUGCCGAUCUAGCAGAAGCUUCUCAACCGUUCGCGACUCUCUUGCGGUAAGGGAAACACACUUACCGCCGUGGUAACACCCGUUACAUGGAACUGCUGUGUGAAUCUCGUGAAGAGACGAGCGAGACGAACAACGCCGUUCAAAUUCCUUUAAAAAACGCAGCCAUUCCACGCCGUACGUCCAAUACACAUGACGGUGAAACGGAACGAUCAUAAAGCAGUUGAUUGCAAUAGAUGCAUUUAGAGGUUGAAGUUUGGUAGGAAGUUCAUUCAACGCUUGGCACUGGUUUCCGAUCGUUUGCAUCAAGACAUUACACAUCGCGAUUGUCCCAAGUUCGCCAGCACUUGAAGCUUCGUCGGAGUUGCUGGUAUUGUUGGUGUUAGUAUGUGAGAAACCCUAAACCUAAAGCGCCUCUUCAAAGCGCACCACUGUUCGGUACAUUCGGCUGUGUUUGCUGUGUAAGGCUGGCCUUGCAAUUCCCUGAUUGCACCACCCACCUUUACCAACGUUACGCCAAGAGGAAAAACAGAACAGGGCGCGAAACACGAAUUGGACAUGAUGUUGGCGAUGCUUUUACAAGCUCCGCACAAUUAUUUCAUCGUUGUGCGGUGGUGCUGUAACAGCUCCAGAUCUCCCUUUCGUUAAGGGGAGCUAUCGAUUUGUUUGAUCAUUUACAGCACACACACACAAGGGAUGGUUUGGCGCCAAUUGCUGGCAAGUAGUGUGGUGAAGUGUGACUGGUGGUGCGUUGUGACUUGUGGUCUCUGUGAUCUGUGAUCCUCUCAGCAGGAGGACAACUGUACGUUGAAUGGGUGAGUCCGGCGAUAAAGCGGACCCAUCGUCGGAAGGCAAGCAGCACCAGCAGAAAGAUCUUACAGGAGGCAAGAUGCGGGUGGGCGAGGAUGAUCUGCCGAGCCUCGAGUACAUCGAGGACCCGUACAUUCCGAAGCUCGAUCCGAACUGCUUUACGCCCUCGCUCGACGAGGUGUACGACAUCGACGAAGACGACGGUCUGAUCGGUCACGAGGAGCAGCACUGGUCGGACGAAACGGAACGCUAUCUACGCUCGCUAACGCUCGAUCAAAUACUCGGUGUGCCGUCCGAUGACGAGGAUAUCGAUCCAACGUCGGAAGUGGAGCUGCAAACGGUUGAGACGGAGUUUAAUCCACCCCUAUCCUCCGACGAGGGAGACACUGGCGAACAGGCAUCCAACCGUACCAGCCGAUCGCCCGGCAAAGAUCCCGGCGAGCGGCUCGGUGUGGGAAUUUGUUUCGAACCUGCCGGCAAUGCUGAUACCGCCACCAGCCGCCCAUCGCCGGGUGGCGGUGGAGGCGUAGUACGAAACAUUCUGGCCAGCCGGUUGCUGCUCGGCAGUGCCACCAAUCGACGCAUCCGGGCGCUGUUCAAUCGGCGCAAAAUUCGGGACGUGCGAGUCACGUUCAUCGAUUUCUCGAAGCCAUACCUGGCCCGUAUCUCGAGUGGUGAUAACUACAAAAGCUUCCUCAACAUUGGGAGUGCGACAGACAAUUCUGGAAAAUUAUCUGAUGCAUCUCCGGUGGGAUCGAUCAGCUCGGCCGAAAUAGCGAAUGAAUUUUCCGGCCUAUCCGCUGAGGAGCAAACAGCGCAGCGCGAAGAAUGGAGUCAGGAACUGGCACGUGUCGAAGAGGAGAUAACCACGCUGCGGACGGUGCUACAGUCAAAGAUGCGGCAUGCCAGCGAGCUGAAGCGUAAGCUGGGCAUUACCGUGUGGAAGGAAAUCACGGACGACGUUAGCCAAGGAUUUAAGAACGUUAAAGAAAGCAACGUUUAUCAAAGCGUCGAAACGAAGGUCGGGGAAAUAACGAACGUGGUCACAAGUGCACCGAUGAUAUCGAGAGGCUAUCAAAAGACGGAAAGUGCGAUCAAAACGACGGCCGGUAAGACGACAUCUGUGAUCGGAGGCAUUGCGGGCAAAAUGACACAAAAGCUGACGGAAAUGAAGCAGUCCGAUUCGUUCCGGUCGUUCGAAGAGCGGGUCGGAACGGCGUACGAGAAUGUUCGGUCGAAGGUUUCAUCGCGCUCCAGCUCGGUGCAGAGCUUGUCUGAUAUUCAGAAUGACGAACGUCGCAGUUCCGUGACCACGCCAACCGCCAUCCCAGAGGAGAAACCGAUCCCCUAAGCUCGUGACCGGCUGGCGGGAGCUAUGGACGUUUGGGGGUGUGUUGUGUGUUGUGCUUUUUGCAAACUAUCUACGGUUCGACAGGAUCGCCGUUCAGGAACACUCGAGUUUGUAUCUGGGAACGGAGCGUAUUGUCCGUCUCUUUCGUAUGGCUUCAUUGCGGUUAAACCUCUUCAAUUUGUGCUAACCCUUUAGUUUGCGUCUGUGUGUGUGUGUGUGGGAUGAUGCUCAACAUGCCUUCAAACCUUUAUUUAACGAACAUAAUGAAUCUAAACUACUGUCGGAAUGCUGCGCGAAGAUUAAGGCCGAAGUGUCGGAUACAGGAUGCAAGAAGCCUAUCAUACAAUUUUACUCUUAAGUUACAUUUGAGUCCAGCCCCGUUUAAGCUAACAAGCGGUAAGCACACAGCUGCAUCGCAUAGGAACGAUAAUCAGGAACGGUCCUUUCAUGUGGAGGAAGAACACAACGGACGGCGCCGCGUUAACAUACAACUAAUAAAACAUAGCAAAAAUCGCACUCUCCGUAAAGCAAAACUAGCAAAGUAAGUAAGUGUUAUUUGGCGGCUUCUAGUUACACUGAAUGUGGGGUGUGCUUUCGAUCGUGUCGGGCGGCAAACAGAAAAGGGAUCAUUGGCGCGCUUUACUUCUCGCCACCACCUUCCGUCAACCUCAUAUUCCGGUCCGAUAGACAGGUGCUAUUUCCUACCUAGAAAGAAUUAAUAUUCCUAGCCAGAAGACAGAGGUAGAGUGGCGCGUUCGCGCUAAAGUUUUGCUUUUCCUUUCGCUAUACGCAAAGAAAUGAUAUUCCUAUCGGACGGUAACGCUUAGCUAGGCAUUGUACAGCAACUUCUUGUGGCGAGAGACAGUACUAUGAUCGCGAACCGGGACACACACACACACACACACAUACACGAACUCUAAUGGUGCCUAAAUUCAUAGUCAUACCCACAUCCGAGUUAAGUUUUUUGCCGAGUUAAGUACCGCGAACGGGACGGGGGACAGGAGAGAUAAGCACAUUCAUAUAUUCUUGUACGUUGUAGCCACUCAUACACACACACAUACUUUUUACAAACCCCUGACCACGGCGUAAAUGAUUAGGAUGCAAAUUUAAUAUAUGUACGUUUGUAUGUCCCUCCCGCGGCUAGAAUAGCAUCAUACAUCAGCAAGAAAGGAUGGACGUGGACGAAAAGAUAAUUAUUUAUAAUGGUCCCUCCUCGUUCGUACUUAUGGAAUUUCAUGAAAAUUAUUGCGUAUAUACAAGUGGUCAAAAUAAAGAAAGAGAGUACACUUCUACUAUA